Messenger RNA from Rotaria sp. Silwood1, 735 nucleotides. NCBI's taxonomy places the organism in Eukaryota, Metazoa, Rotifera, Eurotatoria, Philodinida, Philodinidae. The record is from the annotation of a GenBank genome assembly.
UCAUGUGUAUGUUCCAAAGCGGGUCAAUAUGUAAUUUCAAUUAAAUUUAAUCAUGAACAUAUUCCGAACUCACCAUUUCGAGUUGUUAUUGGUCAAACUAAUCCUAAUCCAGAUCGAUUUGAUGCUUCUGGUGCUGGCUUACAUGAAGGAGUUAUUGGUCAAUCAGGUGGAUUUUUAGGUGAUACAACAAAUGCUGCUACUGGUGUAUUGAAAGUUACAGUUAAUGGGCCAACAAAAGUUCAACCUGAUUGUAAAGCAGUAACUGAAGGUACUGGAGUUCACAAAAAUCGUGGAGAUGUUGAUGAUCUAAGUAAGAUGACAACAAUAUUAUCAUUAUAUACUCAACGUUCAGACGGAGAACUAACAAUUCAUAGAAAUUCCGAUACCAUUAUUAAAUGGACAUCAUAUUCAUUAAGUUCACAAAAUAAUAAUACUAUUGUGGAUGCAAGUCGAGUACGAGUACAUGGGGAUGGUUUAAUACGAGCUAUUAAAAAUGAAAAAGCAACAUUUAUUGUAGAUGCAUGUGAUAGUGGAAAUGCUAAGUUAACGGUAGAUGUACUUAGUCCAAAAGGUCCAUGUAAAGAAGUAUUUAUACAGUACAUUGGAAAAAACCAAUAUUAUGUUGAAUAUAUAGUUCGAAAGAAGGCUCCUUAUUAUAUGUUGAUUGUGAAAUGGGAUGAUCAACAUAUUCCAGGUUCUCCGUGGCAUAUUAAUGUUGUUAAAAUCAAAUGCUGA